GAACGGGAAAAUAAAGGAAAAUCAAGCGAAUUCUUGUUCUUUUAAGGUCUAGGCGGUUAUUUUUCCUUCUCUACAAGUUAGGUAAUUGUGGUGCUGUGUUUUGCUUGCGUUGAACGCCAGAUCCCAGUGCCGGUUUCUAGUUUUGCGUAUCGCGCUCCAGAUAUCGUUGCAACAGUUUGCCGUGCCUAAAAGAUAGCGAAAUGAGUGAUUUAGCGAAGCAUCUCUGUGGAACGGACGACUGCAAGAAGUCCGCCACACUGCAGUGCCCGGUGUGCCUGAAGAUGGGCAUCCAAGGGUCGUACUUUUGCAGCCAAGACUGCUUCAAAGGUUCCUGGAAGGAGCACAAAAUCAUUCAUCUCCUUGCUAAGGGAAAGGAAUCGAAUGCAUACAAUCCGUGGCCUUACUAUACGUUCACCGGCAAGCUGAGACCGUUCGAACAAUCACCGCGUCGACCGGUACCGGCGUCUAUCCCAAGACCGGACUAUGCCGAUCACAAAGAAGGUCGAUCGAAGUCGGAAGAGGCACUGCGGGGGAAUAACACGAUCAAGAUACUAGAUGAUGAAGAAAUAGAGGGUAUGCGCGUGGCCUGCAGACUGGGACGCGAGGUUUUGGACGAAGCUGCACGCGUCUGUGGCGUGGGUGUAACGACGGACGAAAUCGAUCGAGCCGUACAUGAGGCAUGCAUCGAGCGGGAAUGCUACCCCAGUCCGAUGAACUACUACAACUUCCCGAAGUCUUGCUGUACCUCGGUCAAUGAGGUAAUUUGCCACGGCAUACCAGAUCUGCGUCCGCUGGAAGAUGGCGAUCUUUGCAAUGUGGAUGUUACGGUGUACCAUCGUGGUUUUCACGGCGAUUUGAACGAAACGUUUUUUGUCGGCAAUGUAAAGGAGCAGCACAAGAAAUUGGUACAAGUUACCCAUGAAGCGUUGAUGAAGGCAAUUGCUAUCGUGAAACCCGGAGAACGAUAUCGUGAAAUCGGAAAUGUAAUACAGAAGCAUGUGCAUGCCCAUGGAUACAGCGUUGUCAAGAGUUACUGCGGUCAUGGCAUUCACAGAUUGUUCCAUACCGCCCCGAAUGUACCUCACUAUGCCAAAAAUUCUGCGGUCGGUGUCAUGAAGCCUGGCCAUUGUUUCACGAUUGAACCCAUGAUAUCGGAGGGUACGUGGCGAGAUGUAUCCUGGCCCGACGACUGGACUGCGGUUACUGCCGACGGUAUGUUUUCCGCUCAGUUCGAGCACACACUGCUCGUCACAGAGUCCGGUUGCGAUAUUCUAACGAAGCGAAGGAAUGAGACCGGUAAUCCGCACUUCACGGAUCACAUGUAAAAACAAAAGCGCAUGCGGACGGACGAGAGUAUCGCGUUUUCGUAAACCAUAAAAACUAACGACCUCACGUGUUUCGGGGUCAAUAAUGCACACCCCAUGUUACUUUCGCAAUAAAUUUCAACGUUUCUC
This is a messenger RNA of Anopheles moucheti, 1454 nucleotides long. RefSeq names its product methionine aminopeptidase 1. The transcript is spliced from 4 exons. Gene Ontology annotation, molecular function: metalloaminopeptidase activity. NCBI's taxonomy places the organism in Eukaryota, Metazoa, Arthropoda, Insecta, Diptera, Culicidae. Bases 201 to 1325 code for a protein of 374 amino acids. Gene Ontology annotation, biological process: proteolysis. The record is from RefSeq and is a predicted model, not a curated record.